CCUCCUCCCCUCGCGUUGGAAAGUUUCUAGAAUCUCUUCCCAGCAGCCUUUGCGGUUCCAACAUGGCGGAGCUGACGGUGGAGGUUCGCGGCUCCAACGGGGCUUUUUACAAGGGAUUUAUCAAAGAUGUCCAUGAAGACUCCCUCACAGUUGUUUUUGAAAAUAAUUGGCAACCAGAACGCCAGGUUCCGUUUAAUGAAGUUCGAUUACCACCACCACCUGAUAUAAAAAAAGAAAUUAGUGAAGGAGAUGAAGUAGAGGUAUAUUCAAGAGCAAAUGACCAAGAGCCAUGUGGAUGGUGGCUAGCUAAAGUUCGGAUGAUGAAAGGAGAGUUUUAUGUCAUUGAAUAUGCUGCUUGUGAUGCCACUUACAAUGAAAUAGUCACAUUUGAACGACUUCGGCCUGUCAAUCAAAAUAAAACUGUCAAAAAAAACACCUUCUUUAAGUGCACAGUGGAUGUUCCUGAGGAUUUGAGAGAAGCGUGUGCUAAUGAAAAUGCCCAUAAAGACUUUAAGAAAGCAGUAGGGGCGUGCAGAAUUUUUUAUCAUCCUGAAACUACCCAGCUAAUGAUACUGUCGGCCAGUGAAGCAACUGUGAAGAGGGUAAAUAUUUUAAGUGACAUGCACUUGCGAAGUAUUCGGACGAAGUUGAUGCUUAUGUCCAGAAAUGAAGAGGCCACUAAGCAUUUAGAAUGCACAAAACAACUUGCAGCAGCUUUUCAUGAAGAAUUCGUUGUGAGAGAAGAUUUAAUGGGCCUGGCAAUAGGAACACAUGGUAGCAACAUACAGCAAGCUAGGAAGGUUCCUGGAGUGACUGCCAUUGAAUUAGAUGAAGAUACUGGAACAUUUAGAAUCUAUGGAGAGAGUGCUGAGGCUGUAAAAAAAGCUAGAGGUUUCUUGGAAUUCGUGGAGGAUUUUAUUCAGGUUCCCAGGAAUCUUGUUGGAAAAGUUAUUGGAAAAAAUGGCAAAGUUAUUCAAGAAAUAGUGGAUAAAUCUGGUGUGGUUCGAGUAAGAAUUGAAGGAGACAAUGAAAAUAAACUACCUAGAGAAGAUGGAAUGGUUCCAUUUGUAUUUGUCGGCAAAGAAAGUAUUGGCAAUGUGCAAGUUCUUCUAGAAUAUCACAUUGCUUACUUAAAGGAAGUGGAACAACUAAGAAUGGAACGCCUGCAGAUUGAUGAACAGCUACGACAGAUUGGUUCUAGGUCUUAUAGUGGAAGAGGCAGAGGUCGUCGCGGUCCUAAUUACACCUCCGGUUAUGGUACAAAUUCUGAGCUGUCUAACCCAUCUGAAACAGAAUCCGAGCGUAAAGACGAGCUGAGUGAUUGGUCAUUGGCAGGAGAAGAUGAUCGAGAGACUCGACAUCAGCGAGAUAGCAGGAGACGCCCAGGAGGAAGAGGCAGAAGUGUUUCUGGGGGUCGAGGUCGUGGUGGACCACGUGGUGGCAAAUCCUCCAUCAGUUCUGUGCUCAAAGAUCCAGACAGCAAUCCAUACAGCUUACUUGAUAAUACAGAAUCAGAUCAGACUGCAGACACUGACGCCAGCGAAUCUCAUCACAGUACUAACCGUCGUAGGCGGUCUCGUAGACGAAGGACCGAUGAAGAUGCUGUUCUGAUGGAUGGAAUGACUGAAUCUGAUACAGCCUCAGUUAAUGAAAAUGGGCUAGAUGAUAGUGAAAAAAAACCCCAGCGACGCAAUCGUAGCCGCAGGCGUCGUUUCAGGGGUCAGGCAGAAGAUAGACAGCCAGUCACAGUUGCAGAUUAUAUUUCUAGAGCUGAGUCUCAGAGCAGACAAAGAAACCUCCCAAGGGAAACUUUGGCUAAAAACAAGAAAGAAAUGGCAAAAGAUGUGAUUGAAGAACAUGGCCCUUCAGAAAAGGCAAUAAACGGUCCAACUAGCGCUUCUGGCGAUGAAAUUCCUAAGCUACCACGUACUCCAGGAGAAGACAAGACUAAGACCUUAAAAGAAGAAAGCACUCAAGAAGCAGCAGUGAAUGGUGUUUCAUAACUGAAGGAAGUUCCUAGUUUACAGUUGUUUUACAUUACAGUUACAAUAGUGCUUGUACAAGCUUGCCAAAGAUAGAAUAUGGAUCGCCAGUCUUACAUCGCACUUUCAGUUCCUCCAUUUGGAAUUCAGAAAGGGGAGGGAUCCUGAAGAAAUCUUA
Messenger RNA from Acomys russatus (golden spiny mouse), 2160 nucleotides. It is a transcript of the gene Fxr1, whose product is annotated as FMR1 autosomal homolog 1. Gene Ontology annotation, biological process: regulation of translation at postsynapse, modulating synaptic transmission; regulation of filopodium assembly; positive regulation of translation. Gene Ontology annotation, cellular component: presynapse; neuronal cell body; dendritic spine neck. The record is from RefSeq and is a predicted model, not a curated record. NCBI's taxonomy places the organism in Eukaryota, Metazoa, Chordata, Mammalia, Rodentia, Muridae. Gene Ontology annotation, molecular function: mRNA 3'-UTR binding; protein homodimerization activity; translation regulator activity.